AUGGGGGCAGCUGGGUCGCAGGCGGGGGCCCGGCGGGUGGAGGAACGGCGUCGGAGGCGCCGGGACUUGGUGAUGGUGGCGGGGGAGCGGGUCCCAGUAUCGCCCGUGUCCCUCUUCACUCGCCCUGCACAGGCCAAACGCACCAAGAAGGUGGGCAUCGUGGGCAAGUACGGGACCCGUUAUGGGGCCUCCCUCAGGAAGAUGGUGAAGAAGAUUGAAAUCAGCCAGCACGCCAAGUACACUUGCUCCUUCUGCGGCAAGACCAAGAUGAAGAGACGAGCCGUGGGCAUCUGGCAUUGUGGCUCCUGCAUGAAGACGGUGGCCGGGGGAGCCUGGACCUACAACACCACUUCUGCCGUCACAGUCAAGUCUGCCAUCAGAAGACUGAAGGAAUUGAAAGACCAGUAGAAGCGCCACCAUUUGAAACGUUGCUAGCCUAUAAUAAAUGGGUUAAUUUAUGUAACAA
This is a messenger RNA of Ceratotherium simum simum (southern white rhinoceros), 466 nucleotides long. RefSeq names its product ribosomal protein L37a (gene RPL37A). NCBI's taxonomy places the organism in Eukaryota, Metazoa, Chordata, Mammalia, Perissodactyla, Rhinocerotidae. The record is from RefSeq and is a predicted model, not a curated record. Gene Ontology annotation, molecular function: structural constituent of ribosome; large ribosomal subunit rRNA binding. Gene Ontology annotation, cellular component: ribosome; cytosolic large ribosomal subunit. Gene Ontology annotation, biological process: translation.